GAGUGUUGCAUGCACCUACCGUACAAGUCACCAAGCUCUUCUUAGGGUAUAGACAAUUUGAGGAGAGCUGCUUUUAAAUUCGGCUUUAACUAGAUAAUCACCCUUACAUUAUUAGCAUUUUGUACUCUUCUCAGAACGUGAACUCAGGGCCCCCUGACCAAUUUGGUAUUCUAGGGCCCAGGCAGAGGCGUCGCGUCCCAUUAAGUAAACCAGGCAAUUGCCUAGGGCUCCCAGCCAGCAGGGGCCCCCAGAGGGCCAACAGAUUUAGCACACACAGUUUUACUGCACUGUCGCAGCGACAGUGCCAGUGAAAGCCUUGUGUCUGAGUUCCCUUAAGGGGCCCCUUCACUCGCUCUACACCCCCCCUCACAUGACUCAGUAAGAAUGAGCGGCGAUUUGGCUUUUUUUAAUUGGCGUAUAUCCAAAAUGAAGAGAAGUUAUCCUACUGGAAGCGACAAAAGAAAGGGGAAAAAAGCAGAAGAGGAGAAAAGGAAGCAAGACAGCAGUGGUUGGUCUGGGUAACCCUGGCAUGGAAGGAACACGGCAUAGUGUGGGGAUGGCAGUGGUUGGUGCCCUGGCAACUCAUCUGGGCCUGGCCGAGCGUUGGCGCAGCGACAGGCAGCUGUGCGGCGAGGUGGUCGUGGCGGACGCACGACGCUUGGUGCUUCUACGCCCCCGAUUGCUGAUGAAUGUCAACGGCGUGGCGGUGGCCAAAGCAGCACGCAAGUAUGGCGUGCAGCCUGAGGAUAUCCUGUUGGUCCACGAUGAGAUGGACAAGCCUCUUGGAAAGGUUGGCAUCAAACAUGGAGGAAGCGCCAGAGGCCACAAUGGUGUCCGGUCCUGCAUGGACUGCCUUCGAACUGACGUGAUGCCCAGGUUGCGGGUGGGCAUCGGGCGUCCAGCGGGUGAGGCUUCGGUGGAGCGUCACGUCCUGGGCCGCUUCCGUGCCGAGGAGCGUAAAGUUCUGGACUCUGUUCUGGUUCAGUGUGUCGACAUUCUGAUGUCUCAGCUAGCAGAGUGGCAAGAAAAUGGACGGUCCUCAUCCUCCUCAACAGCAUGAGACAAACAUACAGAACAGUUGCGCACAUAAAAUGCACUUGAUGACUGUUUGUUCAGGAUGGUAGCUAGCUAUUUAGCAUGUAAAGCUAAUGCAGCAGCCUACCUUUUCACUCAGGGCUACUUCCUGUUGAGGAAUCAAAAAUAGGAUGGGCUAAAAUAUUCCAACAAGCAGAGAGGAAGUUGGUGAUGAAGCUAGUGAUGACUCAACAUCUUUGACCAUCAGCGUUUUAUUCUUGUGCUCACAGGAAUAUUUGAAUAGCACUCAAAUGCUCUUCUCUCCCUGCUGUAAACAGGUGACAAGCAUUUUCUGGCUAAAAGUAUGAAAUUCAUGCCAUUGCAGCAGUCUACAGGUUGACUCGGUGCCACUUUCUGCAAAACUGCACAGGAGGCAGUCACAAAAAGAACAAAACUUGGCCGAAGUUCUAUCCUAUUUUCAAUUAAAUCAAAAAGUAUCUUCCUGUCUUUUGUCUCCUUUGACUGAAAGCAUCUCCAAUGAAUAUCCUUGUCUUAUUUCUGAUUCUGUUAUGACUCAUUUGAGAUUUGUAACUUUUUUUUCUGCCCUAGUUGUUUGUAAACGUUGUAGCAGCCUUAGUUUAAGUUGCCUCCAGAGUACUGAUCUCUGACAAUUAGGAUGCAGACAGUACUGAUUUCGUAAUUGGCUGAUUGGUGAAGGUUGGGUGGGACAUUCUUUGUCAACAGAGAACUAAAUCUAAAAUGUGCCAAGUAUCAACUUUUAAAAUGGGAACAUCUCGGCUUAACUUUUUUUCUUCUUAGGUAUUCUUAACUUUACAAUGAAUUACUAUUUUUACAAGUUACAGACUUGGCACGUUUGCGUGAGAUGAGGAUUUCAAACAUCCUCCGAAAUUAAUACAAAUAACUAGAGGGCAGUGGCGUUGCCAGGGUCUCUUAGGACUCCAAGCAAGGAAUCCCUGGGGCCUUCAACCCACCAGUACACACCACAAAAAUGUGGUUUCUGCACACAUAAAUGCAUAAUAAGUCAACAAUGUAUAAGGCCGCAUCAAAAGAGAACUAAUUGUUGGCAG
Corythoichthys intestinalis (scribbled pipefish) is the source of this 2102-nucleotide messenger RNA. RefSeq names its product peptidyl-tRNA hydrolase 1 homolog (gene ptrh1). The record is from RefSeq and is a predicted model, not a curated record. The transcript is spliced from 5 exons. Lineage: Eukaryota; Metazoa; Chordata; Actinopteri; Syngnathiformes; Syngnathidae. The coding region runs from base 530 to 1060 and encodes 176 amino acids. Gene Ontology annotation, molecular function: peptidyl-tRNA hydrolase activity.